Phymastichus coffea is the source of this 2413-nucleotide messenger RNA. RefSeq names its product tyrosine-protein kinase receptor torso-like. Gene Ontology annotation, cellular component: signaling receptor complex. The record is from RefSeq and is a predicted model, not a curated record. Bases 1 to 2394 code for a protein of 797 amino acids. Gene Ontology annotation, molecular function: ATP binding; transmembrane receptor protein tyrosine kinase activity; protein binding. Gene Ontology annotation, biological process: protein phosphorylation; multicellular organism development; cell surface receptor protein tyrosine kinase signaling pathway. NCBI's taxonomy places the organism in Eukaryota, Metazoa, Arthropoda, Insecta, Hymenoptera, Eulophidae. The transcript is spliced from 18 exons.
AUGGCAAACGGCAAGACGGCUCGCAGGAACAAGACGAUGACCGAAGCUAAGGGCGAGCGCGAGGGAGACGAUGAACACUUGGCUGCCGCUCGUGCUCGCCCUCGCCGUCAGCCUGGCGCGCGGCGGAGCCCUGGACGACACGCUCGUGCUCGCGCUCUGCGUCGCGGGCUGUUCCGGCGAAAUAUCCCACGCCUCGGCCAGCCAUCUCUGUCCAACGUAAGUCUGCAAUGCAAGGACAGCAAUCGGCUAGUAAUAAGGCACAAUCCUGGUUUGUACGUGAUCGAGCGCCAGAGCAAGGGUAGCGACAUUUGGACUCAUCCAGAAAUCAGCAGCGAGACGAUCCACGAGUCUCUCGGUUUGAGCGACGGCGCGGAGUACCGGUAUCGCGCCAGCAGAGUGUCGGCGGCCGGAGUGGCCAGGCCCGACGUGACGCCCUGGUUUCGGACUCACGGGGGACGAUUCGUGCCGGGAGCAGCGAAGGGCGUGUCGAUCGGCCGCAUCGAGGCGAGCGACGAGCAGUCCGGACCGCUACGAGCCGAGUUGCACAUUGUCCCCCCCGACGAUCUCAACUGCUUGUACCACAUCGUUCACUGGGCAGAAGGGCACGAGCUGCACCAUUACCAAUUCGACGCGAAGCGCGGGUUCCGUUACGAGCUGAAUCGCCUGCGGUACGGCAGGAGCCACACCGUCUACGUGAUAUCCAGGAACGAGAGAGAUCUGCGGGAGAGCGCCAACGUCACGCUGACCUUCGCCACGCCCUCGUGCCUCGGCUUCCACCACAACUUGAGCAUAUGCGCACCCGCGCGAACGACGGGAGUCGGCAUUGUCGAGCAGCGCCGAGGCGUAAACACGGUGGAUCUGACGAUUAAUUGGGACGAGCCGGCGAUGCAUCCAGACAAUUACACGAUAGUCGUUCAGCCCGUGGACUGCGACAAUUGCAGCGUGGAAAUCAGUGUCUUCGGGAACGAGACCGCGGCAAAGAUCUUGGGAUUGUCGUACGAUCGCCAGUACAAAAUCGGCAUUAUCGCGGAAUCGGAGGGAGGCUCGAGCUUCGAGUGGACGCUGUUCUCGGCGGCGAGGGAGUCGUCCAUAGCUGGCAUGCAUCCCGCCGUCGCUGUCUCGGCUCUGGCGACGCUUUUCAUCUUCGGCAUGAUCGUUUGCACUCUGUGCCGCUGUAAGAAACUCGGCGUCCAUUACUGCCAUUACAAUUUCUUCGAGGACAUCGGUCGGAACGGCGUCACAUUGGACGUAAUCAAGAGCCCAUUGAAAUCGUCGCUCGGUUACGACUUGGAAGAGAGCAGCAAGACCAAGGACAAGUUCGAGAUAGCUGCCGAUCGCCUGCGUGUAAAAAAGAUUUUAGGCAGCGGCAUCGGUGGCAUAGUCAAGCUGGCCACUUUGCAGGACGACCAAAAACGAACUUACGACGUGGCCGUCAAAGUGCUGCGAGAAGACGCGAGUGCGGAGGACGUUAGAAAUUUCCAUCGCGAGAUUUUGCUGAUGAAGUCCGCCGGCAAUCAUCCCAACAUUGUAUCUUUGAUCGGCUGCUGUACCAUCAGCAAAUACCCCGUGCUGAUCGUCGAGUACUGCAGUAAAGGCGACUUGCUGUCUUACUUGAAGCAGAUGUUGGAAGAGACGACGACAGCUUUCUCGAAGCAAAUCGAGUGGCCAGCGCAUACGGAACUUUCACCAUUUCUGCCUCAAGAGAAUGCCAACUCGUCGUGUGCAAUCAAUAACCGCUUGUACGACGUUCAAACAGCGGAAGCUCUGAUAGAAAGUAAAAUCAGCCCAAAAGACCUACUGAAUUUCGCUCGGCAAGUGGCUUCGGGUAUGGAGUUUCUGUCGUCUAAUCGCAUUGUGCAUCGUGAUCUCGCUGCUCGCAAUGUCCUCGUGUGCGCCGACAGAACGGUGAAGAUAUCCGACUUUGGUCUCAGUCGUGACAUUUAUCAAGAGAACGUAUACAAGAAGCAAGGCGACGGUAAACUACCAUUCAAAUGGAUGGCCAUCGAAGCUCUAACUCAUCAAGUUUAUACUAGCCAGAGCGACGUUUGGUCGUUCGGGAUUUUGCUUUACGAGAUCGUAACUUUGGGCGGCAACCCGUAUCCAGCAUUGGAGGCCGGUGAAAUUUUACAUCUACUCAAAUCGGGAUAUCGCAUGGAAAGGCCGUCGAACUGCGGAUCCCAACUGUACGAGCUAAUGCGAUUGUGCUGGCACGAAAAUCCGAUGAAGAGACCGUCGUUCAACGAACUAAAGCUACAUCUUGACAAGCUCAUUUCCACGAUGGCCUCCAACGAAUACUUGAAUCUCACAGUACUUUUACGAGAGCCGCACUUCCGGCAAUUUGGCGCGUUCGAAAGAAAAGACCGAAAUAUAUUAAUGAUGCCAAGUAUCACUUAAAUUUGCGGAUAACUAAAAU